GCAUUGGGAGCUUUAUAUAUGUAAACCACGAGAAAACCUGGGACGAGCUGAGCGACGGCGACCCCCAUUCAACUCCGUUACAGCUUUGAUCCUCGUCCAAGACUCCACCUUUUCCGCUCUAGACUCCGUCACCUUCAUCGCCUUCGUCUUCGCAGCUCGAGUGUGGAGGUUGUUUUGAGUUGUGUUGAAGAGGGUUCUGAAGCUCAUCGAAGCUUUUGAAUUUCGGCAGUGUUGGUUUUUAUUACAGACGUUAUGGGUGUCGAAAGCAAGCUUCGUUUGAUUACGUAUUCGGAAGAGAUAGUAGAUGGGCAACCGAUCUAUGUUUCUUCAAACGGCCUUCCUGUGAAGGCUGUGGGGAAAGAACCGGCUGGGCAUUCUUUCCAUGCGGUGGCUCUUAAGUUCCGUGGUUGGGUAGAGGAAGUUGCGAGUGCUGACGAGCCGAAGGCAGUUGAUGGCAAGGAGCAGACUUCGCUGCCGACGUUUGAUUCGUAUAGCAGCAGCAAAGGUAAAAAGAAGUCGGGUGGUGAAGGGAAACAACAGGAUCACUAUGCAUUGCUAGGUUUGAGUCAUUUAAGGUAUCUCGCCACUGAGGAGCAGAUAAGGAAAAGCUACCGUGAGACUGCCUUGAAAUAUCAUCCUGACAAGCAGGCUUCGCUUCUGCUUGCUGAGGAAAGUGAAGCUGCCAAGGAGACAAAGAAGGAUGAGAUAGAGACCCACUUCAAGUCCAUUCAAGAAGCGUAUGAGGUCUUAAUUGAUUCUGUGAAGAGAAGAAUCUACGACUCCACUGAUGAGUUUGAUGAUGAGAUCCCCACUGAAUGUGCCCCACAGGAUUUUUUCAAGGUGUUUGGUCCUGCUUUUAUGAGGAAUGGGCGGUGGUCAGUUAACCAACCAAUCCCAUUUUUAGGUGAUGAGAAUACUUCAUUGAAGGAAGUAGAUGAUUUUUAUAAUUUCUGGUACACCUUCAAGAGCUGGAGGGAGUUCCCCCAUGAGGAGGAGUUUGAUCUUGAGCAAGCUGAAUCUCGUGAUCAUAAGAGGUGGAUGGAGAGGCAAAAUGCAAAACUUACAGAAAAGGCUAGAAAGGAGGAGUAUGCAAGGAUACGUACUCUUGUUGACAAUGCCUAUAAAAGAGACCCUAGAAUCGUGAAGAGAAAGGAAGCAGAGAAAGCUGAGAAGCAGAAGAAAAAGCAGGCCAAGUAUUUGGCCAAGAAAUUACAGGAGGAGGAAGCAGCCAGGGCAGCUGAAGAGGAGAAGCAACGGAAAGAGGAGGAGGAGAAGCGAGCUGCAGAAGCAGCAUCACAGCAGAAGAAACUAAGAGAGAAAGAGAAGAAACUGUUGCGCAAGGAGCGGAGUCGUCUGCGAACACUUUCUGGGCCUGUUAUAUCGCAGCGUGUGCUCAAUCUUGCUGAGGAUGAUGUGGAAAGCCUUUGUAUGUCUCUUAAUAUUGAGCAGAUUAGGAAUAUAUGUGACAGGAUGGAGGGCAAAGAGGGGGUAGAGCGAGCAAAAGUUCUUAGAGGUGCACAUGGUGGAGAUAACAAUGAUGUAGAGGGAAAGAAAGAAGAGGAGAAGAAAACUCCACAACAGAAUGGUUCUGUGGUGAGUAAUGGUACCGUUCUGUUAAGUAGCUAUGAGAAGAAGGAGAAACCGUGGAGCAAAGAAGAGAUUGAGCUUUUGAGAAAAGCAAUGGUGAAAUUUCCAAAAGGAACAUCUCGAAGGUGGGAAGUUGUAUCAGAUUUCAUUGGUACUGGAAGAUCUGUGGAAGAAAUUCUGAAGGCAACUAAAACAGUUCUCCUCCAGAAACCUGAUUCUAGCAAAGCUUUUGAUUCUUUUCUUGAAAAGAGGAAACCUGCACCAUCUAUUGACUCACCACUUACAACUAGAGUGGAAGUAGAAGGGGUAUCAUUGACUCCUCAGGAAACUGAAAACAGUGCUGACAAGAGUGCCAAGGCAGAAGAUAAGUCUGGAGAGUCGUCAAGUGGAAGUGCAAAAGAGCAGAGUCCUAAUGAUCCAAAUGCUGCAAAUGGAGUAUCCUCGAGUUCAGAGCAAGAUGUGUGGUCAGCUGUACAAGAAAGGGCACUAGUUCAGGCCCUGAAAACCUUUCCAAAGGAAGCCAGUCAGCGGUGGGAGAGAGUUGCUGCUGCUGUUCCUGGGAAAAGUGUGAACCAAUGCAAGAAGAAGUUUUCAUUGCUGAAGGAGAGCUUCAGAAACAAGAAGAGCUCUGCAUAAUUUACUGGGAUUUUCUUGAUGAUGAUGCAGAUUACUAAGAUGCAUGGGGAAAUCGUUUAGAGUAUCUCACACAUCUAAUUCUUUCUAGGCAGAGAUCUUUCAAGCUUUAUUUUAGGUGAAGAUUGAGAGCACUACUGGUUCUGGUUUCUGCCGUCUGGAUUUUGCCAUACUAAUAGCUAUUUGGAAGAGGGAUUAUGUUUUGUAUUAUUUUUCAUAGCAUGUUUUAUUUACUGUAUUCGGGGUUCACUGCAUUGCGAGAUCUGAGAUCUCAAGAUGCAUGAAUAUAGGAAGAGCAUUAUGAUGAGAUUAGCCGAGGUUUCGUUUUAGGGAUGGAGAAAUCUCAUUAGCAUGAUUUUAUUGAUAACCAGAUUUAUAUAUUU
This is a messenger RNA of Rosa chinensis, 2603 nucleotides long. RefSeq names its product dnaJ homolog subfamily C member 2. Gene Ontology annotation, molecular function: ribosome binding; Hsp70 protein binding. The record is from RefSeq and is a predicted model, not a curated record. NCBI's taxonomy places the organism in Eukaryota, Viridiplantae, Streptophyta, Magnoliopsida, Rosales, Rosaceae. The transcript has 2 exons. Gene Ontology annotation, biological process: 'de novo' cotranslational protein folding; regulation of translational fidelity. Gene Ontology annotation, cellular component: cytosol. Bases 253 to 2223 code for a protein of 656 amino acids.